ACUGCUGAAGGUCUUCUUCUGUAAUCUGACUCUAAUGGUUUCCUCAGCAACAGACGUGGCUUUGUUGUAAUCAUGCAUCAUUCAUGAAGAUAAACUCAGUGAACAGGAUGGAAGAGUGUUUGCAUUUGGUCUGUGAGUCGAUGGGUGUACAUGAGGAUGAUGAUGUCGGCGUGGACGUGAUCUGUUCCCUCUAUAAGAGCGUCUUCCUCAUCACCGCCAGCCUGGAUGAGACAAAGAGAGCCAUUAUACAGGUCAGAGGUCAGAGUGGAGGCUUGUCAUGUCCAGCCAGAGGAGUUCUGCAUGUUCUCCUAGUGAUGGAAAAACAACGUGACAACAGAGAAGAGCUGUACUGGGAUCUCCAGAUGUUGAAGGCUGGUAGAAUCAAUCAUAAACAAAAAACACAAUCCUCAACAAUCAACUUUAGCUCCAGACAACAGCAGGAUCCAGAGCAGUUUAUUAUCUUGUGUCUUCAGAACAGAGCCAAGAGACUUUGCACCAGACUCGUUCUUGACGGCGUGUGGAGUGUCCUACCGUCUCUUUCUCAGAGGAACGCCGGCGUCAUGCGACCGGGCACGAUCUGUCCCAGCACUACCGACAUCCUCCAGCUCCUGUAUUACAAAUAUGAGGUCAUCAGAGAGCGACUGUACAGAGAGAUGUUACAAGAUGAAUAUGGUGUUGUUUGGUGGAACUCGAUGUCAGCGUGGGAUCAGACAGAAUGUGUGUGUGAAUUAGGAGUGUGUGUAGAGCUGGCUUUCAGACACAGAGACUGGCUUCAGGUGUGUGGGCUUCCCGGGGCCCUCCGUUGCUACAGGAGCUGUGGUUCUGUGGUCUUGCGAGGCUGUCCUGAGAGUGUUAAAUCUAGAGAUCAGGCUUGGUCAUCUAAACCGAGGGAACAGGCCUGGUCCGCUGUCAUCUUCCUGUCGGAGCUGGACUCACAUUAUCAAGAUGAGAAGGAAUCGAUCAGCGCGCUCAUGAACAGAUUGGGACAGGAAGCUCUGCAUGUUAUAUAUCUCAAUAUGUGUGUUGCUCUGCGGAGAGCCGAGAGAGAGAAUCAGUCCUACACGGCACUGCUGGUCGCCAGACAGCACUGGGACAGAUGGCCUUGUAUGAGAGGUUCAGUCAGUCAGGAUCUCACCAGGAUCUGGAUUCAGGAAAAUGUGGAUCCCACUGCUAAAAAACAGCAGGGCUGGAAAACAGGAAAUUGCGCACAAAAGGCUGUGCUGCAGUUUUUGGUUCUGUGUCAGGAGCAGGAAAGGAAACGAUUGGUGGAGAUCUUACACAAGCUUUCCCCGAGUGACCUCGAGGGAAACAUUCAGAAAAACAAUGUGGUUCAUGGAAACGCGGUGGAUCAGAGCUGUGUGUGGAGCCUGCAGCAGAUUAAAGCCUCUCUACAGGAAGCACAUGGUUCUUAUACCGGACCAUUCGCCCCAGGGUGUUCUGGGAUAGGUGUCUCAUGGGGGGAAUGUGCCACUCAUUUGCUGACCCAGCUGACACAGGCACAGGAUGAUGAGGCCUGGACCGUUUUAAACUCUCUGCCAGAUUUGGACCCCGAGGGUCUUUGGACUUUGCUUCGCAAAUAUGAGAGCGAACUUCACAGACCCAGUUUCAACAACCUGCAUGAAGUUUUGCAGUCACGUGGACCAGCGCACGCCAGCAGAGGCACCGGUGCAGUGAACGCUCACAAUGAGAGAGAGAGGACUGAACAGGAACAGGAACAGGAAGAGCUGUCAGAUGGUGAAAAAGAAGAACUCUGCACUGGCUGUGGCAUGGCUUUAGAUCCAGAAGAUACUCCAUAUUUAGAGAUCCUGUGUGUCAGAGACCCAAGAGAUGAAGAGAGCAUGAUGGAGACGAGGGACAGAGACAAAGAGAGAAGAGAGGGAGACAUUAAGAGCAGAGGAGACCCUCAGGAGAUCUCAGUGGAAAAACAAAACUCUCUGAUCACACUGGCCUGGAGCAACCUAGCCCACACAGAGAAUUACAUUCAGGAAGUGACCUCGGCUCAGGAAGUAGAGGCCGUCUCUAUUGUAAUGCAGGAGGAUACAGCUGAUAACAUGCAUGUUCCUGACACAACUGUGAACAACUGUGACAGGAAUGUGAACAUUUACACACAGCAGGAGAACAUAAGCUCCGUCUCACUGCAGCCAAGUGAACAAUAUGAAGAAAUGCAUUCAGAUCACGCAGAUGAUGUGAAAUUAAAUACACAGAUCCAAGAUGACCGUUCAGGCUUCAUCACAGCUGGGCAGCAACAGGAGGACAUAAGAGAUGGAGAGUUCACAUUCAGUGACACCCAACAGCCCGACCAAACACCACCCACUGCUCCAAGGCUGCUACAACACACUGACACAACAGACACUAACACAGCACCAGCAAGUGUCCAUUUCCCAGACACGCAACCCUCGCAAACAUUUGAGACCCAUGAGAUGGAGGCAUCGCUUCAGGAGCUGAGGAACGAGGAGAUCUGUGAGAGAGCAGGUGAGCGAGAGGCAAUGAUGCGCUGCCUAGUGGACAUCCAGAGGAGAGCAGAGCGACGCUGGCAGCGAGACCGAGACAGACAACUACUCAGAGUUCAAGAGCGACUGGCUAUCGUCCAGAGUCGGAAGGCAGAUGAAGAUCUGUUGGGUCUGACGCAGGAAGACACACUCAGACAUCUGACCGACACACUACAACAGGAGGACGAGCAACAACAGAAAACUUUAGUAAGAGAGAAACUCCAGCAGAUGAGGAGAGAACGCUCCUGCAUUCUCCAGACCAGACGGGAGAGAAAUACGGCUGGGUUUAAAGAGCUCCUUGCGCCCACAGCUCAACGCAUGACAGAAACUGAAGAAGGACGCUAGUGCGUAC
Molecule: messenger RNA, 2841 nt
Organism: Sinocyclocheilus anshuiensis
Lineage: Eukaryota; Metazoa; Chordata; Actinopteri; Cypriniformes; Cyprinidae
Exons: 20
Coding region: 84-2834 (916 amino acids)
Source: RefSeq, a predicted model, not a curated record